AUGGAGGCGGAACUUCAAGCUCAAAUCCCUGGCCUGGACCGGGUCGUCUCCGAAUAUUCUGUGGGCUAUCUUACCCAUGCCUCACAUGCCUAUGUGGAGGAUGUCGAUGCCAAUUCUCCCUCGCCGCUGUCCGAAGCCGCCGAAGCCGUUGUAGAAAUCCUCAUCUCCGCGUCCGGCGAUUUUUCGCCAGAGAACGAAAAGGCCAUUCGGAAUUUGGUGGAGAAGUUUAUAUCCUCGCUCAACGCCGCCGAUGGAGUCGAUGCCGAGCGGCGACAGAUGCCCUUUGCCGCCAAAAAGCUGGACCAGACCAUCAACGUGGGCCUGCAGAAGAAUGUAUCCUCUACGAUGGGCUUGGUGGGCGGCACAACUGACCUGGAGUCUGCCUCGACGCGCAAAGUCGAAUCCCGUGUCGACCGGAAGAAGCUCGAAAAGGCGGAGCGUAAGAUUAGGGCCAAACAGGAUAAGAAGACCUUGAAGAAUGUCGAGUAUGAAGCAUCCCGACUACUCGACCAGCCCGAUAGCACCCAGUCCUACGAAGAGUUCUUCAUGGCCGUCAAUCCUCUGCAGUUGGGAGCAGAUGCCCAGUCCAAGAGUAAGGAUAUCAAGGUCGACGGCAUAGAUAUCACUAUAGGCGGCCUGCGCAUCCUUAUGGAUGCCUCCUUAUCGCUGUCCUACGGCCGACGAUAUGGUCUGGUUGGUCAGAACGGUAUCGGAAAGUCUACUUUGCUUCGUGCCUUGAGCCGCAGAGAAGUCGCAAUUCCCACCCAUAUUUCUAUUCUUCAUGUUGAACAAGAGAUUACUGGUGAUGACACGCCCGCCCUUCAAGCGGUCUUGGAUGCCGAUGUCUGGCGAAAACACCUUCUUCAAGAGCAAGAUAAAAUCACCAAGAAACUUUCCGAUAUAGACGCCGAAAGAUCCUCCUUGGCAGACACAUCAAAAGAUGCUGCCAGACUUGACCAUGAGAGGGACGGCUUUGAUAUUACGCUCGCUGAUAUCCAUACAAAACUUGCGGAGAUGGAAUCGGAUAAAGCCGAGUCUCGUGCUGCCAGCAUCUUGGCCGGUCUUGGUUUUUCCACAGAACGACAACAAUUUGCCACAAAGACCUUCUCUGGUGGUUGGAGGAUGAGAUUGGCGCUUGCUCGUGCACUGUUCUGCGAACCCGAUCUUCUCUUGCUUGACGAACCUUCAAACAUGUUGGAUGUUCCAUCCAUCACCUUCUUGUCAAACUACCUUCAAGGAUAUCCCAGUACCGUUUUAGUUGUUUCCCACGAUCGUUCUUUCUUGAACGAGGUAGCCACCGAUAUAAUCCACCAGCACUCGGAGAGACUGGAUUACUACAAGGGAUCUAAUUUCGAUUCUUUCUACGCAACCAAGGAAGAACGAAGGAAGAACGCCAAGCGUGAAUAUGAGAACCAAAUGGCUCAAAGGGCACAUUUGCAAGCUUUCAUCGACAAGUUCCGCUACAACGCUGCCAAGUCCUCGGAAGCCCAAUCGAGAAUCAAAAAGCUGGAGCGUAUGCCUAUUCUGCAAGCUCCGGAGAGCGAAUAUAUCGUGCACUUUAAAUUCCCAGAGGUUGAAAAGCUUUCUCCCCCAAUCAUUCAAAUGACAGACGUCGCCUUUGGCUACACAAAGGACAAACCCUUACUUCGAAAUGUCGAUUUGGAUGUACAACUCGAUUCUCGUAUUGGUAUCGUUGGUCCAAACGGUGCUGGAAAAACUACAGUGUUGAAACUUCUUAUUGGCCAACUUCAGCCUACCAGCGGGUUGAUUUCUCAGAAUCCCCGACUGCGAGUUGGUUACUUUGCUCAGCACCAUGUUGAUGCUCUGGAUCUGAAUGAUAGUGCCGUUGGGUUUAUGUCGAAGAACUACCAUGGCAGAACUGACGAAGAAUAUCGUCGACACCUUGGCGCGUUUGGCAUUACUGGUAUGACCGGCCUUCAGAAACUGGGCCUGCUCUCUGGAGGUCAAAAGUCCCGUGUUGCAUUCGCCUGCCUGUCGCUCACCAAUCCUCACAUUCUGGUACUGGACGAGCCUUCCAAUCACUUGGAUAUCGAAGCCAUGGAUGCCCUGUCAGACGCCCUCAGGAAUUUUGAAGGAGGCGUUCUCAUGGUGUCUCACGACGUGACCAUGCUCCAAAAUGUCUGCACUAGCCUCUGGGUUUGUGACGAUGGCCAUGUCGCCAAGUUUGACGGAGACGUCAAUGCCUACAAGAAGAAGAUUUCUGCCCAGGCCGAUGCGGCAGGUGUCGCCAGGGCCCAAGGAUACGCUAUGGGGGACCGAAACGCUGUGGACGAGCCACUCUUGGCCAACAAUGCCGAUGCUGUUGAAGAGACUAUCCAUGACCUUCCAGAAACAUUGUCCAAUGAUAUAGGAGGUUUUUUUAUCUGGACAUUGACCCUUUCCGCAGGGAUCAGUGGUCUCUUAUUUGGCUAUGAUACUGGUGUUAUAUCCGCAACUCUUGUCUCCAUCAAGGCGGAUCUAUCGGGAGAAGUCCUGACUACCAUGCAAAAGAGCGUUAUAACCUCUUCCACAAGCUUAUUCGCUCUGUUUGCGAGCCCCCUCGCUGGCGUAUUUGCCGACAGAGUCGGCCGAAAAUACGUUAUUCUUGUAGCUGAUGUGCUUUUUACUAUGGGAGCACUGGUUCAAGCACUGGCGUCGACGGUCUUUGGUAUGGUUGUAGGGCGAAGUAUAGUCGGUUUAGCGGUGGGAGCUGCCAGUAUGGUGGCGCCUUUAUACAUAUCAGAGCUUGCUCCCUCGGAGCUACGCGGGAGACUGGUGACAAUAUUGAGUCUCUUUAUAACCGGCGGUCAAGUCGUUGCAUACGUCAUCGGCUGGCUCUUUUCGUACAUGCCCGGUGGCUGGCGUUGGAUUGUUGGACUUGGUGUUGUUCCUGCCCUGGGGCAACUUGUUCUUUUGGCCUUUCUUCCCGAAUCUCCUAGGUGGCUUGUCCAAGCGGGUCGCAGCGCUCAAGCAAAGGCAGUCUUGAUAAGGGUUCUCGGUUCAGACCCGCAAGCUGAACGGAAGGCGGCCAAAGUGCUGAGAGCGAUUGAGGACAAUGUCUCAGAGGAGACAGCUGAGCUUGGUUCGGCCAAGACCAGUGGACUCAACAAAGCCAAGCGAACGUUGAUUGAGCUCUGUGGAGUUGGCGGCAACCGACGAGCCUUGAUCAUUGCUAUGAUGCUUCAAGCCCUUCAACAGCUUUGUGGCUUUAACAGCCUGAUGUAUUUCUCGGCCACGAUUUUCCAGGCUCUUUCAUUUUCAUCUCCAACACUAACUUCUUUGGCCGUUGCCGGAACGAACUUUCUCUUCACGCUGCUUGCAUUUUCUCUGAUUGACCGCAUCGGCCGACGUCGCAUUCUACUUCUGUCCAUCCCAUUCAUGAUAAUUGCAUUGCUUUGUUGUGCACUUGCAUUUUAUGGGCUUGAUUCGACACAUUCGUUAUCAUUAUCUGACAAAGAUCAAGCAGAGCCAUCGGGGACAUCGUCGAUUCCAUUACUCAUCUUACUUUUUAUUACCAUGUACACAGCUGCAUAUGCAGUAGGUCUGGGAAACGUACCAUGGCAACAAUCAGAAUUAUUCCCUCUGUCUGUACGCUCGCUUGGGUCUGCUCUGGCCACAGCAACAAACUGGGGCUCCAAUUUUGUCGUCGGUCUCACAUUUCUUUCCAUGAUGGAAACGCUCUCGCCUGGAUGGACGUUUGUUGUAUAUGCAUUGCUAGUUCUGUCUCAUUUUCCCAUCACACAACUUAUGGCUGGCCAAAGCCCCAUCUUCCGGCUCCCCACUGAGAUUGUUCAGCACAUCGCUAGCUUUCUUUUCGAUGACGACCUGUGUGCUUUUUCUCGUGCCUGCGUCUCCUUUGCAGCACAGGUACUGCCCCCUAAUUCCUCGGUUUGGAGGAGCAAAUUCGAGGACCAGUAUGACUCGGUACGGCACUACACAAGCGCGCAGUUAAAGGUCGAAUACCAGACAAGAGCGCUUGUUCUUUCGCAUGCGAUCUCGUUUCGGCACGGAGAGACAGAACAAGGGUAUCUGUGGCUCGAGGUCUUGCAGACUCUGUUACUGGAAGCCCUUUUCUACACCGGCAGUGGGGAUUCUUUUCAGCCUCUGUCAAAAAACCUGGAGAGGAUUGCGGAGGUGAUUCAACAAACUGAUUUCCUGUCGAGACCUAUUACUGGAUAUGGCGAUCAAACGGUGUCGGAGCCGUCUGGUCUCUUCUGUGCCGUUCAGCUGUGCCUCACUCACUUAUCCUUCAACACAAGCUAUUCUCGGUCGUGCUCACGAGACGAUUACAACAUUGAGUAUGUUUACUCUUAUAACUCCCUCUUUCACAUACCGCUCGUCGAUAAAGGCAAGGUGGACUUGAAGAUGUUGUUGCACGUACGCAACUUUUGGCAGCGGCAUUUUACCAGUCCUCUCGAAGAUACCUUUUUGAAAUCGUACCAGGAUAUUGGUGAGAGACCUGACACUUGGACUUGCCCAUUUGAACAGAGGGAUACAUUCAAGACUUACUGGUUCGGGUAUUAUUCAUUUAUUCAUCCUUACCCAGGAACCGCCAAAGAUCUGAAGAGUCGCCAAACAAGCGCUGAUUUAGGGGAACACGCAGCAGCCGAUAACUGCGCAAACUCUCUAAGCUUUGAAACCGACGAUAAUCCUCAGAACUGGCCACAUUUGGUCAACGAGAUCAUUCCCAUGUCAGUCGAUUGUCCGAAAAGAGUGUUCUUCCGGGGCACACAGACAUACUACAACAGCACAGGUAGUAUUUCCGAGAUCUUCCUCGUCCGAGGUUUCCUUGAGCCUAUUGCUGAUCCGCAAGGAGGCAUUCCCGGCUGGACUCGUGUCUGCUUCAUCAGUUAUGACGCCAAUCGAGACGUGCUCGGUACCUUUGCCCAGGAAGACGAUGGCCGGACUGGACAGCAGCAUGAAUCCACACAUUCUUCUUUCCCUGACGAAGAUUGGCCCCCUGUCGAUUUGGAUUCGAGUUUUCACCAGAUUUAUGGAGCAGAGGGCGUAAUCUUACCAGGGGGGAGGAUUAUGUUGGGACAGUGGUUGGAUGUCCACGACGAGGGAUUUCUGGGCUGUGCUCGAGGGCCUUUUGUAUAUUGGGAUGCGUAA
Molecule: messenger RNA, 5112 nt
Organism: Talaromyces rugulosus
Lineage: Eukaryota; Fungi; Ascomycota; Eurotiomycetes; Eurotiales; Trichocomaceae
Exons: 16
Coding region: 1-5112 (1703 amino acids)
Biological process (GO): transmembrane transport
Cellular component (GO): membrane
Molecular function (GO): protein binding; ATP hydrolysis activity; transmembrane transporter activity
Source: RefSeq, a predicted model, not a curated record